AUGGGUACACAAGAAGAGAUAACACGAUAUGCUAAUAUCUCACAAAUGGAUGAUGAUGAUUUUCUGGCACCAUUUUUAAAUGGGUCUCAAAAUACUUCAAUGCCCAUCCAAGAGUCUUGUUCGAAAUUUGAAAUUGUCACCUCUAAUCUAACAAAACAUGGUGGCAACUUCAGUGUAGAUGAAGACAACGUCCUCGUCUCUGCAUGGCUCAACAUUAGCAUGGAUGCCGUGCAAGGUACUGACCAAAGGAUUGAAAAUUUUUGGGAGAAAAUUUGGCAAUACUUUUGUGAGGACAAUAAUUACAGAACCACACGUUCUGCUUCCUCCCUCCAAAGUCGAUGGGGAAAUAUUAAUAGGGAGACAAGUAGGUUUACUGGGUUCAUGGCUAAAAUUGAAGCCCGAAAUAAAAUUGGUGGAACUGACAAGGACAAGAACCAACCAAAGUGGAGUAUGCCUAAGGAAAGAUCAAAAGGGCUCCCUCAAACUCUUAGUUCAAUUGAUCAAGUUGGUAGUAAUGAUGAUGACACAAUGGAGGAAUCACAUGAACAAGACAGAGAGGCACUUCGCAUCAAAGCGGAUAGGGUUCGAGUGGAUGUGCAAAGAGCUGAUAUUGAAAAGGAAAGGCUUCGUCUUGAAACUAUUAGGGAGGCGCAAAAAGCUGAUAUUGAAAAGGAAAGACUUCGUCUUGAAACUAUUAGGGAGGAGGGAAGAAUAAUGACCAUGGAUACAAGUGGUCACUCUAGGCUUCGCAAAUUGCUUUUUGACAACUCAGAUGAGAAUGAGAUAAUGAGGCGAGUUCUUAAGGGUUCAACAUCACAACGUAAACGUCGUCGGUAUAUCGAACAUGAUCGUUUGGUAGGCCAUAAAAGACUUUAUCUCAACUACUUCGCCGACACACCAAUAACAGCUGCACUUAGGAUGCUUGUGUAUGGAGUGGCAGCUAAUUUUAUGGAUGAGUAUGUGUGGAUUGGAGAAUCCACUGUAAUAGAAAGUCUGAAAAAAUUUGUUAAAGCGGUGGUUGAUAUUUUCUCCAAGAAAUACUUGAGGUCCCCAAACAACGAAGACAUUUCUAGACUUUUAGUCAAUAGGGAAAGACGUGGAUUUCCAGGGAUGCUAGGGAGCAUUAAUUGCAUGCAUUGGAAAUGGAAAAAUUGUCCAACUGCAUGGAAAGGUCAGUACUCUAGUCACAUUCGUGAGCCAACCAUUGUUUUAGAAGCAGUGGCAUCAUUUGAUCUUUUGAUACGGCAUACAUUUUUUGGGUUACUCGGGUCAAAUAAUGACAUUAAUGUAUUAGAACGGUCUCUUAUAUUUUCUGAGCUCGAACAAAGACGUGCUCUUGCAGUUAAUUACUCAAUCAAUGACCAUGAGUAUACAAUGGGAUACUACCUUGCCGAUGGCAUAUAUCCGAAAUGGUCAACAUUUUUUAAAACAAUUCCAUCUCCACGAGGACAUAAAAGAAAAUUAUUUACAAAAACCCAAGAGGUGAAUAGAAAGGAUGUAGAGCUUGCAUUUGGAGUGCUUCAAGCAAGAUUCGCAAUUGUGCGUGGACCUGCAAGAUUUUUCUAUAGUGAAACGCUCCAAGACAUCAUGAAAGCAUACGUAAUUCUUCAUAACAUGAUCGUUGAGGAUGAGCGAGAUGUAAAUAAAGCGGUGGAAGUAGAUUAUGAGCAAAUUGAUAACAAUCCUACUAUACAACUGUCACGGGAGCACACAAAUGAAUUUACGGAGUUUAUUGAAACCCAUCAAUGUAUUCAAGACCGUGAAAUUCAUGAUCAACUCCAAUUAGACCUCAUUGAGCAUUUAUGGCAAUUACAAGGGGAGUUGUAG
This is a messenger RNA of Quercus lobata, 1827 nucleotides long. RefSeq lists its product as uncharacterized. The record is from RefSeq and is a predicted model, not a curated record. The coding region runs from base 1 to 1827 and encodes 608 amino acids. NCBI's taxonomy places the organism in Eukaryota, Viridiplantae, Streptophyta, Magnoliopsida, Fagales, Fagaceae. The transcript is spliced from 5 exons.